AUGCGAUGUCAAGCCAAUCACGAAAUAUUUGUAAAUGAAACAUGCUAUUUAAAAGCCGUAAAUAAGUAUAAAGUUUUUGCAAACAUUCAGGCUGAUAUUGUUAAAGAAAUAACAGAGCUUACGGUUACUCUAAGAUCAUACACAAGAUUAAAUGGUUGGAAACCUUGGAUUAUUGCUGGAACUAUGGACAUUUGCAGUAUUUUAGCUGGUAAAUUCAAUCCAAUUUUUAAAAUGGUUAAAAAUGUUCUAAACAAAACUACAAAUAUCAAUCACACAUGUCCAUAUUCGGGACGUAUUAUUGGCAAAAAUAUGGAAUUAGAACAUUUGAAUUUUGGAGGUUCCAUUUUACCAAGGGGCAUAUACCGAUUUGUGUUUACUGGAUAUAGAGAAGUAUUUUAUUUUAAUUUAACUUUGGAUUUCGAAGUGGUUAAAAAAUCAUCAUCACUAUCAACUUAUCGAAAUAAUAUUUGUUUCUAA
Messenger RNA from Condylostylus longicornis, 477 nucleotides. RefSeq lists its product as uncharacterized. The transcript has 4 exons. The record is from RefSeq and is a predicted model, not a curated record. NCBI's taxonomy places the organism in Eukaryota, Metazoa, Arthropoda, Insecta, Diptera, Dolichopodidae. Bases 1 to 477 code for a protein of 158 amino acids.